GCUGUAAAACCGCGGUGAGAGGAGAGAGAAAGAGAAAGAGAGAGAGAAGAGAUUUCCGUCGUAAUAAUAAUAAUAAUAAUUCUACAUCUGCAUUUCUUCUUCUUCUUCUUCUCUCAACAAAAUUCGAUUCUUAAUUUCCUAUCGAAGUCAUCCACCCACCCACCGCUUUUCUUUUCCGUAUAAUUGUCUUCUUAAAGAGGGAUUUUAGUUUCAUUUUCUGACGUUCUAGGUCAUAUCUUCCUGCUCGUUGGUGGGUUUAUGAUUAUGGGUUUGGAUGCCGAUUCAAUGGACGAUGGUGAUGGAGGCAAAAGCUCUUAUGUUCCAUGCUCGAUUUGUCUUGAUGAUGUCGCUGAUGAUGGCAAGAGAUCCUGGGCAAAGCUGAGAUGUGGCCAUCAAUUUCAUUUAGAUUGCAUUGGGUCAGCAUUCAAUGUUAAGGGCUCUAUGCAGUGUCCCAAUUGUCGGAAAAUUGAGAAAGGUCAAUGGCUUUAUGCAAAUAACCCUCCUCCGUUUCAUGAUCAGAGCAUGGAUGAUUGGGUCCACGAUGAUGAUUUUUAUGAUCAUGGUUACACCGAAAUGGCUUUUGGAGUUCACUGGUGUCCUCCGGGAGGAUUGACAGGUUUUCCUUCAUCUUAUGAUGAGAGAAUAGAUGUCCCGCCAGAAACAUAUUAUGAUGUUGCACCACAAACAGCAGCCGUAUAUGCUGAGCUUCAAGCAAUGACAGCUUCAUUGACUCAUCAUCCUUGCCCAUACGUAACUUAUCUGCGUCCUCCUCAUCCUUCAUCAUCAAAUCCUGGCAGAAAUAAUGUUCCAGAUACUGUUGGUUUCAAUAAUAGUCAUUGGAGUGGCCCACCACCACCUGUUCACAGUGAGGUGCCCACUUCUUAUGCUUUUCCUUCCAUGGACAUUCAUUACCAGGGCUGGGAACAUCAUUCUUCUUCCCCCUUCCCAAGCAGCAGUAGCAUUAGCCAUGUAGGUGGUGGUUCAGAUCAAUCUUCUAUUGCUUCUUUUUCUGAGAGGGCAACCAGGAAUUUUCAAGAUUUACAAAGACCGCCAUCCUAUACUCAUCCUUUCGUUGUCGGUCACAGCACGGCUAGAGCUGGGACAUCAGUUGCAUCUUCAAUGAUUCCAUCUUACCCCAGCAGUGUCGCUCGGGCUCGAGAUAGAGUUCAAGCACUCCAGGCAUACUCUCAACCGCCCAUCAGUUCACCAUCAUCUGUGCAGGCGAGAUCCGGUAGUUUAAGAGGCUCAUCUCUAGCUGUGCCGCCACCAUCCUCAUCAUCAUCAUCAUCUGAUCAAUCUACUGCUGGAUACUACUACUUUCCAUCGGGCAGAAACUUCCAAACUUUUGCGGAUAAUCAGUUGGCUGAAUUCGAAAGAGAACGUAAUUGGGGGAGUCCACUUUAUCGGUCAGGACCAGAUCUUGAUGCGAUGAGGUCUAAUGGCUUUCAUCAUAGACAUGGGUCUUAGCCCUUGUUUAUUCUAAAAUCUUUUUUAUCUGAAGAAAAAGAGAACUUUUUUCACAUUGUGUGGGGCCAAGAUAUGUAGAAUGGGCUUAUUUGUGGCCUGUUAUACACUUGGCAAACACAAAAACACUGCAGUGGGUGGCGUUUAAUUAUCAUAUUUGGAUUGUCUGCGUGUUUGUGUGCUUGAUUCUGGCCGAAAUCUCUCUAGUUGAAUGCGAACUUUAAAUAAGAAGUAAGAGAUGGCCUAUUUUGUUGCUAAAAGACAGACAAUUGUGUUCCUCCCCCCCCUCCCAAGGUCUUGUUUUAAGGUAAAAACAUGAGAGAACAUUAUGUCCUUGGUCAUUCUGCUCGAAAUUGGCUGGUAAUGUUGAUUGGUUGGUUGGUCUGACUGUAAAUACAUUAUUAUUAUGUUGGUUAUUUGUUUUCUUAUUGGCAUGC
Impatiens glandulifera is the source of this 1901-nucleotide messenger RNA. Its product is annotated as E3 ubiquitin-protein ligase RFI2-like. NCBI's taxonomy places the organism in Eukaryota, Viridiplantae, Streptophyta, Magnoliopsida, Ericales, Balsaminaceae. The transcript has 6 exons. The record is from RefSeq and is a predicted model, not a curated record. Bases 259 to 1467 code for a protein of 402 amino acids. Gene Ontology annotation, molecular function: ubiquitin-protein transferase activity.